AUGGCCCUCCGUCUGAGAUGCUCUGGCCGCCGGGCCUUGAGCUCCAUCAAGCCGCUCGUCGCCGCCAACAGCCCCCUCGGCACCGGCCGCAGCAGCUACUCGACGGCCGAGCCGGAUCUCAAGGCAACGCUCCGCGACGUCAUCCCGGCCAAGCGCGAGCUGUUGAAAAGGGUCAAGGCCCACGCCGACAAGACAAUCGGCGAGGUCAAGGUCGAAAACACGCUCGGCGGCAUGCGCGGCCUCAAGGCCAUGGUCUGGGAGGGCUCUGUCCUCGACGCAAACGAGGGCAUCCGCUUCCACGGCCGCACCAUCAAGGACUGCCAGCGCGAGCUGCCAAAGGGCACCUCGGGCACGGAGAUGCUGCCCGAGGCCAUGUUCUGGCUCCUGCUCACCGGCCGCGUCCCCUCCGUCUCCCAGGUCCGCGGGCUGUCGCGCGAGUUGGCCGAAAAGGCCGCCAUUCCGCCCUUUGUCGCAAAGAUGCUCGACGACUUCCCCCGCGACCUGCACCCCAUGACGCAGUUUGCCAUGGCCGUCUCGGCCCUGAGCUACGAGUCCAAGUUUGCGCGUGCCUACGAGCGCGGCCUCAACAAGGCCGACUACUGGGAGCCCACCUUUGACGACUGCAUCUCCCUCCUUGCCAAGCUGCCCACCAUUGCCGCAAAGAUUUACCAAAACGCUUACCGCGGCGGCGGCGCCCUGCCUGCCGAGGUCGAUCCCGCCCAGGACUGGUCCUACAACUUCGCCGCCAUGCUCGGCAAAGGCGGCCGCGAAAACGAAAACUUCCAGGACCUCCUCCGCCUCUACCUCGCCCUCCAUGGCGACCACGAGGGCGGCAACGUCUCUGCACACGCCACUCACCUCGUCGGCAGCGCCCUGAGCGACCCUUUCCUCUCCUACAGCGCCGGCCUUCAGGGUCUCGCCGGGCCGCUGCACGGCCUCGCCGCCCAAGAGGUCCUCCGCUGGAUCAUCCAGAUGAAGGAAAAUAUCCCCGACAAGUACACCGAGCAGGACAUCCACGACUACCUGUGGUCGACGCUCAACUCGGGCCGCGUCGUCCCCGGCUACGGCCACGCCGUCCUGCGCAAGCCCGACCCGCGCUUCGAGGCCCUCAUGGACUACGCCGCCGCCCGGCCCGAGAUUGCCAACGACCCCGUCUUCCAGCUCGUCGAGAAGAACAGCCGCAUCGCGCCCGAGGUGCUCAAGAAGCACGGCAAGACAAAGAACCCCUACCCCAACGUCGACUCCUCAUCGGGCGUUCUCUUCCACCACUACGGCUUUACUGAGACCCUCUACUACACGGCCACCUUUGGAGUUUCGCGCGGCCUCGGGCCACUCGCUCAGCUCGUCUGGGACCGCGCCCUAGGCCUGCCCAUUGAGCGGCCCAAGAGCAUCAACCUCGCCGGCCUCCUCAAGCAGGUCGAGGGCCGGUAA
This is a messenger RNA of Hirsutella rhossiliensis, 1431 nucleotides long. Its product is annotated as citrate synthase, peroxisomal. The transcript is spliced from 3 exons. Gene Ontology annotation, molecular function: 2-methylcitrate synthase activity. The coding region runs from base 1 to 1431 and encodes 476 amino acids. Gene Ontology annotation, biological process: tricarboxylic acid cycle; carbohydrate metabolic process. Lineage: Eukaryota; Fungi; Ascomycota; Sordariomycetes; Hypocreales; Ophiocordycipitaceae. The record is from RefSeq and is a predicted model, not a curated record. Gene Ontology annotation, cellular component: mitochondrial matrix.